Molecule: messenger RNA, 1368 nt
Organism: Gamsiella multidivaricata
Lineage: Eukaryota; Fungi; Mortierellomycota; Mortierellomycetes; Mortierellales; Mortierellaceae
Exons: 5
Coding region: 1-1191 (396 amino acids)
Biological process (GO): cytoplasmic translational initiation
Cellular component (GO): cytoplasm; eukaryotic translation initiation factor 3 complex
Molecular function (GO): translation initiation factor activity
Source: RefSeq, a predicted model, not a curated record
AUGACCGCCGAGCAGAUCUUUAUCGACGCGCCUUUCCAGGACCAGGUCAUCGAACUGGCUACAUAUAUCGGCGUUCUCCGCGGUGACGAGACAGAGACCUUUGUCAAGGAGGUUACUUCCUUGGUCGAUUCCAAGAAGGAUGCUGAGGCUGUCAAUGUUAUUGUCAAGGAAAGCAAGACGCUUUUGGAGGCUCCCGAAAAGGAGUUCGAGUCUGCUUACAAUCUCCUCAUCGCAGUUGUUGUUCCUGAUGCGAACAAGGCCCAUCUGGAGACCGUCUUGAAGACACUUACUACAGAACCCGCACAAAAGACUCCUCUGAAGUUCAAAGUGUUGUCCAACAUCUUCAACAUUCUUCCCGCCAACUCUCCUCUCCGCCUCUCUGUCUUCACGUCGAUCGUAGAUUUGGCUGUAGCAAGCGAUGACAUGGAUUUGGUCCUCCCUCAGCUCCAGUAUGUUCCCUCCUGGAUCAGCGAGUGGGGCAUCGCACCCGAAGCUGAGCGCACCCUUUUGUUGACCUUGGCAGACCACUUGAAGACGUCCGGAAACCCAUACCAAUCUCAUGAUUUCCUGAUCAAGUACCUCACAACAUUCAACAGCCAAACCGCAGAGCUGGAUUCUCAGAAGUCCCAUGCCAAGAGGGCCAUUACUGAAUCGAUCGCUUUGUCCGAGGUUCUCAACUUCGAAAACUUGUUGAAGAUUGAUGCAGUCCAGCAUCUCAAGUCCGAGAAGGUAUACGAGCUCCUUUCAAUCUUUUUGAGCGGAAACGUCCAGGACUACAACGCAUUCAGCUCCAAGAACGCCGGUUUGCUCAAGCAGGAGCUCGGAUUGGAUGAGGAAGAGGCCCUGCGCAAGAUCCGUCUGCUUUCGCUCGCUUCGCUCGGAUCCGAGAAUCUGACGCGUGAAUUGAGUUAUCAGGAGAUUGCCAAGGCGUUGGAGGUGGAUGAGUCUGAGGUUGAGUUGUGGGUGAUCGAUGUUAUUCGUGCAGGAUUGGUCGAGGCAAAGCUUAACCAGGUCUCGAGAACUGUGACCAUUAACCGAUCUAUCUACAGGACCUUUGGCACACAGCAGUGGCAGCAGCUCAGCCAGAGGCUGAACGGAUGGAAGCAGUCCUUGGCAGAAAUCCUGCAGGUCAUCGCUAAUGCCAAACUCACCAGCGCUGCUGUCAGCACGGCUGUUAUCACCAACAAUUAGUUUUGUCCGCCCUUUUGUUUUACGCUCUCUCCCUUGUACCGACAAUAAAAUACGACUUCAACCCUGGAUAACCCUCACAAGCAACCAAUAUGAAAGACCGUGCACAUUUGUAAAGUACAUAGAUGGCCAUGCGGGCCAUCACGAAAGUGGCCUUCUUGUUUAUUGAAUUUGACCCAA